GCACCAGCCCGGAUUCUAGCGGUAUCCACAACGUCACGCGAAGUUUUGGUAAAAACAAGUACAGAAAAAAAGAUCAAACUCGUCAAUAAUUAAAUCGAUAAUCCUCGGAGUGUUUCAAUAAACGAAAACAAAAGAACAAUAACAAGAACAGUUGAAACGAGUUUUUUUUGGAUUUGAAGAGGCUGGAGAUAGUCGUCGACAUACGUCUGAGGAAUCCCGAAUUUCAAAUCAAUAAAUAUGUUCGGUUGAUGUGAGAAUUCAUGUGAUGAAAAAUAUAAAAAACGUGAACAACAAAACUGUUAGCCACACUCAAGUCAUCUACAAGAAUUGAAAAAAAAAACAAAUUAUGACACUCCUAAACGCCUACACAAAAAUGACAUAAAUCCCUCGUAAACACAUUUACCAAGCAAAUAACCCAAUCCUAAUCUGAUGAAUGGAAUACAAUUUUUCCUCACGAACUGAGUCCACCUUAUGAGUGAUGGGGGGCAUCGUUUGCCAAUUUUCGCAUAAAAAUAUUCAAAUUUCUAUCAGAUGUCGAGGGACUACGACAGCCGUCGUCGAACUGGGACAAGUUCCAGCAAGCUGCGAAUGGACACAAGCAUCUCCCAGACGCGUCCUCACGGCGAGUCAUCCUCAAAACGCAAAGAGAUUGAUAAUGUAAUGCGUAAAGCGCGUGAAUCACAUCAGUCCUCCUACUGGAACAAGAAACUCCUGGAGGCAGAGGAACGUGAUCCCAACAGAUGGCGUCACAGUGGCUACAAAGAGCUCUACGUUGGCUCAAAUAGUGGAGAGACCAGUAGGAAUCAUCCUCGAAGUCCGCGUAGCCCUCGGCCACGUUCGCCUUACAGUCCGCGUGCACGAUCGCCACGCGAACGCUCCUACACUAGGGGUAGAGCGGCCCGGAGUCCCAGUACGGGAUCCACCUGUUCGGACAGGUCGUGUUCGGUUUGUUCGCCGAGGGAUCGUCGUCGCGUACAAGCCCAAUCACGUUCACGCUCGCGAUCACAAUCACCUCAUGCCCGCCAGAGGGGACACGGAAAGGAGCAUAUCGUUACUAGUUCUAGUUCGAGAACAGCUCCACCGCGUUCGAGGCCACGCUCACCUCCACCAAUACCGCGUCCGCGUACACCACCCCCAGCACCACAGCCACAGUCACGUCAUCAAAAGGAGUACAAGGCGAUGAGGGAGAAAGAGGCGGCUAAAGCUAGAAGGAAGGAGAAGCAUCACAGGGUAUCCGAGGAUCCCAGAGUUCCCGAGCCAAUUCCUUUGAUGAGAAAGCCUGUGAAGAUUGAGAAGACUCACUCGAGUCAACCGCCGCCAACAGCUGCUAUUCACGCACAAGCUGAGUCUUCCGGGAGUGAAGACAGCGAUAGCUCUUCCAAUGCCUCCAAUGUGGGGCCACCGAAGAUGACAUUAUCAGAACGAUUUGGAAAAAUGGCACAAUGGAGUGUAGACCGCCGAGACAUGGAGAAUAUGCGCAUCACCAAAGACGGUGAAAAUGCAAUGAAAGUGGUGAUAGAGGGAGAGGAGAGAAUCGCACGAUUAGGUUACGAUUCGCCACCCCCUGGCCAUUAUCCAGAAUCUCUAUUAGCCCAAGGCCCACGAGGACUCGAUUGCUGGGAUGAUGUGAGAGUGAGAUAUGACUAUUACAAAGCACGUGGCUACUUGCGAGAUUUGACUCUUGAUGACUAUGUCAAGUGGGAGGAGUGGUGGUACAAGUAUCAAGAAUGGCUGGAGGCUGAACGCUUUUACGAGCAGUGGUCAGCCGCUGGAGCACGCGGAGGCGGUGGCAGGAAGAGACGUGGCAGACGCAAUAAUGCCAAUCAUUAAUCAUAUUUUAUCCUAUUAUUGUAUGAUGAACAAUUGUUGAGCCAUCAAUCGAAUCAUUUGUCAUUCAUAUUUAAGACAUGAGCAUGUGCUGUGACGUCCACGCCCUUACAUUGUAAUCGUUCAACUUUUAUGCAUUGGGCCCGGUGUAUGCGUAUAAUAAAUAACAUGCUACCGAU
Molecule: messenger RNA, 2006 nt
Organism: Diachasmimorpha longicaudata
Lineage: Eukaryota; Metazoa; Arthropoda; Insecta; Hymenoptera; Braconidae
Product: serine/arginine repetitive matrix protein 1
Exons: 6
Coding region: 532-1830 (432 amino acids)
Source: RefSeq, a predicted model, not a curated record